Messenger RNA from Letharia columbiana, 996 nucleotides. RefSeq lists its product as uncharacterized. Lineage: Eukaryota; Fungi; Ascomycota; Lecanoromycetes; Lecanorales; Parmeliaceae. The coding region runs from base 1 to 996 and encodes 331 amino acids. The transcript has 6 exons. Gene Ontology annotation, molecular function: electron transfer activity; heme binding. Gene Ontology annotation, biological process: mitochondrial electron transport, ubiquinol to cytochrome c. The record is from RefSeq and is a predicted model, not a curated record.
AUGUUGGCACGUUCAGUCCUGCGCUCCGCGCGUAUGGCUGGCAAUGCCCGCAGCUCGCUGGCGCGAACGGCGACCCGCUCUACCACCUCCUCAUCCAUAGAUGCUGCGUCAGAAGCUGCUGCCUCUCCUUUCCGCCUGACCGUAGCUGGGACGGCUACCACUGCCCUAGCUCUCGGAUCAAUGGCGUGGUACUAUCAUCUCUACGGGCCCACUCUAUAUGCAAUGACACCGCAAGAAGAAGGACUUCACCCCACUAAAUACCCGUGGGAACAUGAGAAAUUCACAAAGACCUUCGACCACCAAACCCUACGACGUGGCUUCCAAGUCUACCGCGAAGUCUGCUCGUCUUGUCACUCCCUCAACCGCAUCCCUUGGCGAUCACUUGUCGGCUCCUCCCAUACCGUCGACGAGAUGAAAGCUAUGGCUGAAGAGAACGAAUACGACACCGAGCCCAAUGAUGAAGGUGAGAUCGAGAAGAGACCAGGGAAGCUGUCGGACUAUAUUCCUGCACCCUACAAGAACGACGAGGCUGCCCGUGCGGCGAACAAUGGAGCGCUCCCACCGGAUCUCAGCUUGAUGGUGAAGGCUAGACAUGGAGGCUGCAACUACAUUUUCUCCCUAUUGACUGGGUACCCGGAGGAGCCGCCUCCAGGCGCCACGGUGGCUCCUGGAUUGAACUUCAAUCCCUACUUCCCUGGCACUGGUAUUGCAAUGGCUCGCGUCCUCUACGAUGGUCUCGUCGAAUAUGAGGAUAGCACACCCGCUACAACAUCCCAAAUGGCAAAGGAUGUGGUGGAAUUCCUGAAUUGGUCCGCGGAGCCAGAGAUGGACCAAAGGAAGAAGAUGGGUAUAGCUACCGUUGUGAUUACAAGCGCAUUACUAGCUCUAAGCAUUUGGGUGAAGAGAUACAAAUGGGUUCCAAUCAAGACAAGGAAAAUCGUUUACAACCCUCCCAUCCGUGGAAAUCCUGGAGAUCGUUCGUCUGCUGGGCAUUAG